AUGACGAAGAUGAUGCUAAUCUUCUUUGACGCGGAUCAUCCUUCACCUGACGGCAACCUCCUCCGAAGGUGCAGCGAUGAAUUGAUCCGCGGCGCUCUUUGGCGGGCGAUCCAUCCGUCCAUGUAUGUUGAGGCUAAUCGUCCAAACAAGCUGAUGAGCUGUGUGUCACCUCAGGGUAGGGGACACCCUCCUGCCCCACGCACCCCACCCCGUCCUGCUCCUAUAAUCCUUGUCCAAACAAGCGCAAAGAUGCUAAUUGUAUCCCGCUAUAAAUACCACUUGACUGCUGGCGGCCACGGCUUUAUCCGUCACGUCGGCCACCAGGACACAGCAUCUCGUCUUCAGUCCUCUUUUCUUCAGCUUCCCAUUCCGAGAUGUUCCCUCUACCCAUGUUCACCGCCGAACAGGUGGCCCGCGUAUGCGAGAACCUGGAGGAGACCGGCGACAUCGAGCGCCUGGGUCGCUUUCUCUGGUCCCUACCGGCCGGGGAGGCCCUGAACCGCCACGAGUCGGUAAUGCGCGCCCGAGCCCUGGUCGCCUUCCACGGAGGCAACUUCGAGGCGCUCUACCAGAUCUUGCAGAGUCACCGCUUCACGCGGGAGUCCCACGCUAAGCUGCAGGACCUGUGGUUGGACGCGCACUACCGGGAGGCCGAGAGACUUCGGGGACGACCGUUGGGCCCCGUGGAGAAGUACCGCAUUCGCAAGAAGUUCCCUUUGCCCCGAACUAUCUGGGAUGGCGAGCAGAAGACUCACUGCUUUAAGGAGAGGACUCGCAGUUUGCUCAGGGAGUGGUACCUCCAAGAUCCUUACCCCAACCCGUCCAGGAAAAGGCACCUGGCCCAGGCGACGGGACUCACGCCCACCCAAGUGGGCAACUGGUUCAAGAACCGCCGGCAACGAGACCGGGCGGCGUCUGCCAAGAACAGACUGCAACAGGACCCUUCCCUUCUAACCUCGGAUCAGGAGGGCCGCUCCCGCUCGUUGGCGCCCUCGCCCCGCCUCUUGAGGAGUCCCGAGGCUAGCGACUCCAGCACGGGGACCGAGCGCGGAGGGACCGGUGCCUCCACGCCGGAGAUCUCUGUCAGCAGCGAUAGCGAAUUCGAGUCCUGAGAUGGCGUUCGCGUACCAGAGACUGGGCGGUGGGGGUCCGUGCUGUGCCGUCACUGGGCGACUGUAGAAAAACACAAAAUCAGGAGCCCCGAUGGACGACCCAAAGUAACGCCUCGGCUCUUCAAGUGCUUCUUGUUGCUGGAUCCGGCCUGGCCGGUUCUGCAAAAAUACUCAUUCUGUACUUAAGUACAAGUACAGACACUUGUGGAUCAAGACUGAUCAAAAUUCAAACUUGUGGUUCAACUCCUCUGCCGAAGCCCACACAGUAAACAUUCCCAAAAGUGGGAUGGACUUUAAUACAAAAGUAUGAUGAAUUCAUUUAAAGUAUGUUACAAUCUCUGCUCAAAUAGUGCGGUAUAGUUUCCCCAAUUUUUGACAAAUUCACGUAGUGGAUAUACCGAGACCAAAAAACUGUAGCAAGCACUCCAAACACAGUCAACGUGUAACUGCCUUAAAAGGAACUCAGGGCACAGCUCAUCAUUGUUUACCUACUGACGUCCAAACUCGGCACGCGUGCCUCUGGCAGAUUUACUUCCUGAGCAUUUGCGAGGAAAUAAGACAGAUGGUUCAAUGUCAAUAAAUGAAAGUGUUUCUAUCAAAACUCAGACUGCCUCAUUGUCACUGUCCACUAGGGUUGCCAACAGUCCCGGAAUAGGCGGGACAACCCGGAAUUUAGGUGGUUCUGACUGGUACCGUCAGUACCAAUCAGAACCUCCGCGCAAUCCGGGACUGUUAGCAACUCUACUGUCCACUUUGUUGUGUUAGUGUCCCUUUAAGAAAUUUCCCCGUUUAUCAAUGGCAUCACACCAGUGGCAGGAAAUUGAACUGUGGUAA
This is a messenger RNA of Corythoichthys intestinalis (scribbled pipefish), 1946 nucleotides long. RefSeq names its product SIX homeobox 7 (gene six7). The record is from RefSeq and is a predicted model, not a curated record. The coding region runs from base 375 to 1112 and encodes 245 amino acids. The transcript is spliced from 3 exons. Gene Ontology annotation, biological process: eye development; regulation of transcription by RNA polymerase II. Gene Ontology annotation, cellular component: transcription regulator complex; nucleus. Gene Ontology annotation, molecular function: DNA-binding transcription factor activity, RNA polymerase II-specific; RNA polymerase II cis-regulatory region sequence-specific DNA binding. NCBI's taxonomy places the organism in Eukaryota, Metazoa, Chordata, Actinopteri, Syngnathiformes, Syngnathidae.